This is a messenger RNA of Penicillium cosmopolitanum, 456 nucleotides long. RefSeq lists its product as uncharacterized. The transcript has a single exon. NCBI's taxonomy places the organism in Eukaryota, Fungi, Ascomycota, Eurotiomycetes, Eurotiales, Aspergillaceae. Bases 1 to 456 code for a protein of 151 amino acids. The record is from RefSeq and is a predicted model, not a curated record.
AUGAAACACGCCAAAGAUCAGAAAGCCGAGAAAAGCAAUUCUCAACUCGUCAAAGAAGCCCUCGAAUCAUUUACCAAAACAGCUCUCGCGGAACUGGAGUUCGACUACGACGAUCUGUACUCUCGAAAGCAUCACAGAAAAAGCAAGGCCACCGACGAGCAGCAUGAAAACCUCCUCAUAGUCGUCGAGGAAGUCUGGAGUAGCCUCAAUGCAUCUCUGGAGAUCGAUCUCAGCUCGAAUCGACAUAUCCUUCUGGAUAAACGAAGCCAAGAUGCCCUCAAACGGGCCAUCAAGAAGGAUCAGACCUUGACCCUUGAUUUCGUGACGAAGUUCAUACCUACCUUCUGGAUAAAGUUCGUCGACCAGCGGAAGCAGCAGGAGAAGAGAGAUCUACUGAAGAAGAAGCGAGAUGCACAAAAGGCGAAAGAGGAGGAAGAGAAGCAGAAGCAGGAGUAG